This is a messenger RNA of Lucilia cuprina (Australian sheep blowfly), 912 nucleotides long. RefSeq lists its product as uncharacterized. The transcript has 2 exons. Lineage: Eukaryota; Metazoa; Arthropoda; Insecta; Diptera; Calliphoridae. The record is from RefSeq and is a predicted model, not a curated record. Bases 28 to 855 code for a protein of 275 amino acids.
ACACGCACUAUAAGGUAUUAAAAUAGUAUGUAUAAGAUUGUGGCUAUAGCAUUGCUUAUUGGAGCUGUGGCAAGUGUACAUGCUCAACAAGUGAACAACAAUAUUGAAGAAUAUAUUUAUCAAAAUAAACAGCAAUAUGCUCAAAAUAUACGAGAUUAUGAUCAGCGAUUAGAAGUAUUUAAACAAACAUAUAAGGCUAGUCUACAGGUGAUUCCGAAACGUCUGGACAUGCUAGUCGAUAGUAUUGGUCAGACAGAGAAACGUUUAAAUAGCCUUGAAAUCUUAAGUCAACAAUGUGUUCAAAAGUAUCGUUCAAAGUUACCCAAUGUGAUUAUUACCAAACAAAAAAUCAAUUUGUGUUAUACUACCGCUAAUAGCCAAACUGAUUAUUUGGUGGUACCAGCUUUUGAUACUAGAACAUCCUUAGAUAACUAUUAUAAAUACAAAUUCGAAGGUAACUUACAAAGUUGUAAGAUACAAAUUGGCGAUUACAAUACAUGUGUAAUGAAUGCAGUAUCCAAUGCUAAUGCUUAUACAGCCAACAAUCGUAAGACAUUUGACAAACAAAUGCAAACCGCCCAAAUUAAAGCUUAUACCAAUACCGAUACAGCUUUCCAGUGCAGUUAUUCCACACAAAAUCAAGCAACCUCUGCCAUAGCUGAGAUCAAUAUCUUGACAGAUAGAUGCUUACAGGGCCUUGACAAUUGCAAACCUUGCACAAAUCAAGGUUAUUCAUGUUCUGCUGUUAAAUUUUUGGAACGUUCUGAGAUCGAUUAUAACAAUCCAUUAAUGAGUAAUGUUUUCUAUGGACGUUAUGAUGUGACUGAUUGUUUGUUGUUGAAGACAUUAAAUUAGAUAAAUAUAUCAAGUUGUGUUUGUAAUAAAAAUAAUUUUUUUAUAAAAAUAAAUUAU